Molecule: messenger RNA, 1850 nt
Organism: Oryzias latipes (Japanese medaka)
Lineage: Eukaryota; Metazoa; Chordata; Actinopteri; Beloniformes; Adrianichthyidae
Source: RefSeq, a predicted model, not a curated record
CACCGACAGACUGUCAGAAAUGUCAGUUUUCUGUUUCACUUGCCAAAGUCAGAGCACUUCUAAUUAUGCAAAACAAUGCGUCACAAAACAAUGCACAUGAAAAUGCAUUUAAGUCCUUCAAAGCUUUUGUAAAUAGAUCCAAAACACAAUGUUCAUCCUUUAAACUUGUUUUUACUGUAAGCGUGUCAUUACUUCAACCAUUUGGACACAAUGCUUAUGUUAUUGCUGCUUCUGUUGUAUUAAAUGCAUUUUAACCUAAUCAGACACACAUUUUUGAGUGAUGUGUUGGGUUGUGUCCAUGUAUGUGUUUGUCUGAGGAGGAGCACAGAUUGAAUCCUCUUAAUCAGGUAAUCUGCGCACCCAUCUGCUCUUUCAAACAUCCACCAGGUCCACUAUUCACCAAUGUGCCACUUCCAUCGAAGGUGAAGGCAAGACGUAUCCACUGACAGAGAUCACUAUAAUUUGCUGUGGAUUUGCAGAGAAAACGGAGAGCUCCUCCUCAGUUUCUCCAGACCAUGCUGCUGUCUCCUCAGGCUGAGAGGAACUGGGAGAGUCUUUGUUCGGUGCUUGAAGAUGUGCUGGAGGAUCAGUCCCACCGACAGCUGUUUGCCUUGGAGCUGGGUUCUGGAACGGGGCAGCAUGUCAUACGGUUUGCCCAGAAGAUGCCCUUUGUGACCUGGCAGCCAUCAGAUAUCGAGGAGGCGUCGAGAGAAAGCAUCAAAGCGUAUAUUGCUGCGACCCACAUACAAACAGUGCUGCAGCCUGUACAUCUGGAUGCAAGCGAACCAUGGGAGAAAUGGGCGGGACUUUCCAAAAACUCCUGUGACAUCAUUAUUGCCAUCAAUUUACUGCAGUACAGCUCGUUCAAAACAGCACAGGGGGUCAUCAAUGGAGCAGGAAAAAUCCUAAAACCAAAUGGGCUUUUCAUAACCUAUGGGGUGUAUGCUGUUAACGGCAUAAUCACACCAAGCCGUAAUGAACAGUUAGAUGCAGAAAUUCGGAAACUAAAUCCAGAGUGGGGUCUUCCAGAUAUUGAUGUGCUGAGACAGCACGCGUUUGGGAACGGACUGCGUCUGGAGAGGAUGGUUGAAAUGGAAGAUUACUACAAAUGUCUGAUUUUCAGAAAGCUAUAAGGUUUAAAGGCUGUUGGAUUUUUUUUUUAAUGUACAGGUUUUUUCUGAUUUUGCUGUUGAAAAAAUUCCAAUAACUGGCAGAAAAGGGUUAUAUAAUCUAAAGUCUAAUCUGUACUUAUAAAUUCUUUACACACAUGAAAGUUUAAAUCCCUUUGAUUUACAAAUUAAAAACCGUCGUUUCAUGGAUUUGAAUAGAAUCAUUUUCUGCUACUUCCUGUGUCUUCUACGUGAAAUGCAAAAAAAAAAUAAUAAUAAAAAGGAGCCGCAUGACAGUAAGAACUUGAUGUUUAUUAAAUAUAAUUUUAAAAUUAAAGUCAGUAAGUCAGAACAAGGAAGUCCACAGUUGGGAAUGGAAGUUACAGAAAGCACAGUCGGAAAGUUUGACGCAAACAUGCAGCAACACCUCUCAAUAGUCAAAUAUACUGGAUGAGCACUCAGCCGUUCUUCCAAUGCGGGACAUCAACCCAGUGGAUGGAGGAUCCAGCAACUGGAGGCUCUGUGCUGCCUUUAGCCUUAGAAAGGGGCUUUAUAUUUGGUAACAUGUUAUUCAAGUUCAGGAAUUAAGUUUUAUUUUAAGAUUUCUGAACUGAAAGAUUUCUCAUUUAUAGUAGCUGUUCAUUUUUGAUUAUUACUUUUUGUUACGGGGUAAUUACUAGAGGUUAGGCAGCAUUGUUUUCAUUGUAGAAUCCCUUUCAUGUGUUGUGAAGAACCUACAUU